AACUCAAACUCAAACUCAAACUCAAACUCAAACAGAAGUAAAAUCAAAUACGCGGAUAAGACGGGGAAGCUGCAGCACAAAGGCUAAGUUUCUAACGGAAAAUAAUUGUGAAACAAUUUCCCAAUUUUUUAGGGUUUCAAUUUCAGGUCUCAAAUUUUCAACUCAGGGUUUUGUUCUGUUUUGUGAAGGUGGAGAUGGGUGUUGAGGAGGGGACAAGAAACGGUGAAGGAGCAGAGAUUGUGGAGGAGAUUAAGUGCUUCAAGAGUGAACCAGUGAAUAAUGAGUUUGGGCCUUUAUUUGUAAACGAUUCUGGUGAUGGGAGCUCAGGAGCAAGUGAGAGUUUGCGAACAUAUAAGAGACGGAGACAGUUAAGGUCAACUUCAAAUAUUGAAGUGCAAGAUGGUGGGAGAGCUUCUACAGACCAGGUCACUCUUCCUUUUACAGAUCAUUGUGCUUCUUUAAAUGAUUUCAAUUAUCGUCUACAAAGGAAGUGGAGAAAUGUUGUAUUGGAGAACAUGCAUCAGUUUUUAAAUGGUGAUGAAGGUGGUAUACGACGUUGCAUUCAAGAUGCACUUUUAUUUCAUCAAGAAAAUGAUUGUAAUGUGACAGUUAAGGAUUCUGAUACUUGUCAUGAAGAUAAACAGAACUGCUCUCCACAAGCCGGGCAGAUUCCUAAUGGAACUCAGCAUACUGCUGAGAAGCUGAAGGGUGUUAUAUCUAAUGGGUCUUAUAAGGAGUUAUAUCCUCAAACUACCACUGAGAGGUGUCAACGUGUUUUCUUUGAUGUUAUAAUUUCAGAAAAGUUCACAUCUUUGUGUAAGCUUCUCUUAGAGAAUUUCCAAGGGAUUAAGCUUGACAAUCUUUUUCACUUAAGUCUAAUAAACUCAAGGAUGAAAGAGGGAGAGUACGAGAGAUCACCUAUGCUUUUUGCAUCAGAUAUUCAGGAGGGUCAUUGUGAGACUUCUGAUAAAUUCUUUGCCAUAUUCAAUGAAGAGAGAUUGAAGUCUCAAUGUAAGGGACCUUUUAAUUUCUUGAAGGUAUGGAGAAAACUUCAAGUACUAGGAUCAGAAAUGAUAUCCCUUGCGAAGAGCCUUUCAAACAUCACAAGCGCUUCCUGUAGUGAACAAGUUGGAUGUUCUGGUGGCAGUGCUGAAAAGGAGGAACAUGAGUUCUGUACUCGGGAAUCAGAAAUUCUUGCUAAACGGGAGCAAAUUGAAGCUUGUGGUGUCUUUAAAGUUUUCACUUGCAGGUUUUGUGGGGAGAAAGCGGAUGGGAAGGAUUGUUUAGUAUGUGAUUCAUGUGAGGAAAUGUACCAUGUUGCCUGUAUUGAGCCUGCUCUGAAAGUGAUUCCACCAAAAAGUUGGUAUUGUGCCAGCUGCACCGGUAAUGGAAUGGGAUCUCCACAUGAGAACUGUGUGAUAUGUGACAGACUGAAUGCCCCGCGGACUCUCAACAGCAAUGUUGCUGAUGAAAAUUAUAAUGAACAUUUUGAAACAUCUACUGAAUUGGAAGAAAAUUCAAACUGUAGUGUUGGUAAUUGGCUUCAGUUAUCACCAGGGAGCAAAACCCGGCUUGUUUGCAAAAUUUGUGGAGGUAAUUUUGUAAAAGGUGAGAAGUUAAGGAGUUGCGAGCAUCCUUACUGCCCCAAUAAAUAUUACCAUGUUACGUGCCUGACAAUGAAGCAGUUAAAAACAUAUUGUUCUCGCUGGUACUGCCCUUCUUGUCUGUGUAGAGCUUGCCUUGCUGACAAAGAUGAUGAUAAGAUUGUUUUAUGUGAUGGCUGUGAUGCUGCAUACCACAUUUAUUGCAUGAAACCACCACAAACUUCAAUCCCAAGCGGAAAAUGGUUUUGUAGAAAAUGUGAUGCUGGGAUCCAGCGAAUACAGAGAGCUAAAAGAGCAUAUGAAAGUAAGCUGAAAAUGAAGGGCGUAGGAGGUAAAAUGGCAUAUGGUAAUCUGGAAUCGAGCCUGAAUCAGAGAGAGAAAGAGGAAUCUGAUAAAAGUAGAGGUGGAAUGGACAUGCUUCUAUCUGCUGCCAGUUCUCUACACUUUGUGGAGAAGUUGAAUGCAAAUCGCAAGAGUUAGAAAGACCUUGCUCUCGGAGGACAUAACAUGAUAUGAUUUGUUUUUCACGGUAUAAUGCCUUUACCUUUUCUAUUAUGGAUAGCUCAGAUUGACAACUUAUUUUCACUUCAUUUUUUGGGCUGGGAAGCAGAUUGGUGUAGGUGUAGGUUAUUAACUUCAUUAGAUUUUACUAGCAUUUGGAUGAAUAGCUAUGAUCAAAAAACGAAUUCAAAAAUGAAUAGCAUUUGUAUGAUCUCUGCUUGAUCAAUGGGAUUGCCAAACUGUAAGAUCCUGUUGGUACAGAAAAUCAUCCACUAACAGGUACGAUUGAACUAAUGUUAGUUUGUAGUUUGAGAAUAGAUAGUUUUAGUGUCAAAAGUGAAUGUUUCCUAACAAUGUUGUAUAAUUGUGGAGAAAACUCGAACCAAACAGCCUGUUGUAAGCUAUGAAAAGUUUAGUCUAAUUGGAUGAUUACCUUUUGUUA
Gossypium raimondii (Peruvian cotton) is the source of this 2547-nucleotide messenger RNA. RefSeq names its product PHD finger protein EHD3. The record is from RefSeq and is a predicted model, not a curated record. The transcript has 9 exons. Bases 195 to 2084 code for a protein of 629 amino acids. Lineage: Eukaryota; Viridiplantae; Streptophyta; Magnoliopsida; Malvales; Malvaceae.